Molecule: messenger RNA, 1300 nt
Organism: Phragmites australis (common reed)
Lineage: Eukaryota; Viridiplantae; Streptophyta; Magnoliopsida; Poales; Poaceae
Product: ethylene-responsive transcription factor ERF038-like
Exons: 2
Coding region: 90-920 (276 amino acids)
Biological process (GO): regulation of DNA-templated transcription
Molecular function (GO): DNA-binding transcription factor activity; DNA binding
Source: RefSeq, a predicted model, not a curated record
UUGCUCCAAGGAGCAGCAAGCAAGCCGGCAGCAACCCAUACUCCUCCUCAUCACUUCAUCCUCCUGCACUGCACAGUACACAGUUAGCCAUGGCUCAAGAGCUCCAUGAUACCUCCUCCUCCUCCUCUGGCACCACCUCGUCGUGUACCACCAGCUCCACCUCCUGCUGCUCGUCCACCGUCACGGAUUCGUCUUCCUCGCCGGCGACGGCCAAUGCCGCGCCCGCGCCACGGAAGCCGCAGGCGUCGGAGGCCGAGUGCGAGGCGGGUGGGGAGGGAGAGGAGGACGAGGAGGGGUGCGCGGGGAAGGCGGUGGCGAAGAAGAGGAAGCGGAGCAGCGAUGGGAAGCACCCGACGUACCGCGGCGUGCGGAUGCGGGCGUGGGGCAAGUGGGUGUCGGAGAUCCGGGAGCCGCGCAAGAAGUCGCGCAUCUGGCUCGGCACGUUCCCCACCGCUGAGAUGGCCGCGCGCGCCCACGACGUCGCCGCGCUCGCCAUCAAGGGCCGCGCCGCUCACCUCAACUUCCCGGACCUCGCCGGUGUGCUCCCGCGCGCCGCGUCCACGGCGCCCAAGGACGUCCAGGCCGCAGCAGCAUUGGCCGCCGCGUUCACGUCGCCGUCGUCCUCAUCCUCGGAGCCGGAGGCCGCCGCGACAGCGCCGUGCCAUGCCCAAGAAGAGCCUGCCAAGAACAACGCCGCGCCGGAGGAGGCCGUCGCCGAGGCACCAGAACCACCGGCCGCUUCUCAGCCAGCGACUCCGUCGAGCGGCGUGGAGGAGGAGCGGCAGCUGUUCGACCUGCCGGACCUGCUCCUCGACAUCCGGGACGGGUUCGGGUGCUUCCCGACCAUGUGGACCCCGCUCCCCGACGUCGAUGAGGUCAGUGCGGAGCUCCGCCUCGAGGAGGCGCUGCUUUGGGAGUAGCAGUCAGAGAUGCUUGCAUUGCAAGGACUAUACAAUAUAGUACUAGCCCGUUUCUUUUUUUUCCUCUUCUCUCCUUUUCUUUCCUUUAAUUUACUUUUACAAAAGCAACUAUUUUUCUCUUUUUAUUGGACCAAUAAGUAUAUAUAUAUAUAUAUAUAUAUAUAUAUAUAUAUAUAUAUAUAUAUAUAUAUAUAUAUGCAAGGACAUAAGUUAUGAUGAGUACUAGUAAUGUGUGAAUUUCAGCAGUAGCUGACCUUGCUAGAUAUUUAUUGCUCUGUACUUCGACUACCCCAUGUGUAUUGUACCCAAUUCCCCAGAGGAAGGACAAAAGAACGUGGCUGCUUGGUUCUCGUCUAAAAAGAGCUAAGCUAAUUUUUUUU